This is a messenger RNA of Chondrus crispus (carragheen), 1317 nucleotides long. RefSeq lists its product as hypothetical. The transcript has a single exon. Bases 1 to 1317 code for a protein of 438 amino acids. The record is from RefSeq and is a predicted model, not a curated record. Lineage: Eukaryota; Rhodophyta; Florideophyceae; Gigartinales; Gigartinaceae.
AUGGGAGGAGUUGGAACGUUUUACGGUUUAUGCAGGAUGGUUUAUUUCGCAGUGCAGCAUACUCCUCCAUCGGAACGAUUCGAUAUGACCGAGGAAAUGACGACAACUCUCGGGAUGCUUGCCGCUCAUGCAAGGCAACUUCAUGCGCAAGGAACUACUCGAAUGCGAUUACUGCCAAAAGAACAGCGUGUCCUUCAGCAAGACGGAGGUGUCAAUGAAGCACUACUAGAACUGCAUGAAUUGGUUAUGCCAAUGAUCGCGCGGGUGCUUGCCCGCAGUUCUGGUUGCGGAGAAGUUGCGAGUGUCAAUGUAAGCGAUGUUGGAGCAGUGCGUGUCGCGACGUUGUGUUCUAAGGAACAAGGAUUAAGUCUUGCUGGAGAACAUGCGACGAUGGAGUGGUGUGACGAUGUGUUUGCAGAGAGUGGUCAGAAAAGAGUAAUCUUCGUGCUAGGUGAAUUUGGGGACUACGUCAAAAGCAGUGGUGUGCUCACUCUGCGAGAAUCUCUUGGUCGAGAACCAGUGCAGACGGAUGGAGAAGUUGAGCUGGAAACAGGUAAUUUGGCAUCUCAUGGUUUUGUGCUGACAAAAACCAUGGUUGCGAAAGCCGAUGAUGAGUAUGACGUUGCGCAUGAUGGUGAAGGAGCAGGAGACCUUAUAACGGGGAUGGCAGCAGCAGACCUAUCAACGGGAAACAAAAGCUGUUUUAGCGUGCGGCAGGAUGUUAGGGCAACUGGUGCGUUAUUCCCAGAGUAUGCCGAAGUGUUUUGCAGGGCGGCGUCAGCGAUCGAAUAUGUGAACACAAAGGCUUUCUCAGUGGAUUUGCCAAAACAUGCUUAUGCGGAGCGUUCAGUUUCUUCAAGAAUCGGCGGGGAUGGGACGCGUGCAAGUGGUGAGACGCAAUCGGGACUGCAAGUAACAUCGUUAGUGCCAUCGCUUCACGCACGGACGUUUGGUGUUAAACGGGGGCAGUGCAGGGAUUUGCGACCUCGUAUUUUUGGAGAAUCUGCUUCAUGGUGGGUGCCACUCGCUGCAGUGGUCGGUGCGUUGUUGACGGUAUUGUUGCUUGGUUUUGCAGGGAUUCGAAGGCAGACGACGCUUGACGCGGACCUGUGGGUAGAUGGAGAUGCGCCAUACAUCGAGAGGGACGCAUACGGUCGGGAUCUGGGUCAUUUUGACGGAGAUAUAGUGAGAGUAGAUGAGGUGGGUGACGAGGGUGAGGACCACGUUGUUUAUGAAAGUCCGCGCAUGAGAGGUACAGCUGAGGCCAAGGCAGGCGGAACGGAUACGAGGUUAGAGACGGUAGAUGGGACGAUGUGA